AUGUUGGCUCAGGCAGUUGUAGAAUUUUUCAAGCAUAAAGUUGUGAGUAGUAUUAUUGUACUGGCAUGUUGGCCAGCCAUAGAACAACUAAAAUUCACCCGUCAGCUUUCUCAGUACGGUAUGAGCGCUACCUUUUCCUGCGAGCCAGCUAUUCUUGACAAAAUACAUCCUCAGUAUUUACAGGGGGUUCUGUACAUGGUCCGUGAAGAUGACAACCUGUCCUUCUUUAAAAAGGUAAAACGCGUACAUUUCACGAUGAAGUACAAGUGGCUGCUACUUGGUGACCAUGUUCCUGAGGCGUUGAGAGACAUACGAUACGACUCCGAUAUCACACUCCUCAAGUGGAGUCGUAACAUCAGUUACGAGACCAAGAAAUCUACAAACCUGGCUUUAUUACCAGAGCCCCCAAGUUCACCGAUCUACUUUUACGACGUAUACGUCCAUCCCAGAGAAGGAAUAUCCUUACAUUACUGGGCUCACUGGACCAAAGAGUCCGGUUUUGUCGUAACGCAUGAUCGAGAGAAGAUACUACGAAGAUUGGACUUGCAGAAAUAUCCUCUGAGAAUUGCAACUCCUGUUGGCCACUAUUCCAGUGAUAAAUACGACGGUACCUUCGUAGACUACUUGAAAGAUGAGUCUAUGUUAGACCAGGACCCUGGUAUCCGCAGCGCACACAGUGCAUCUAUGCUUCUCACUGAAGCGGUUAAUGCUCAAGAUGUCCUAAUAGAGAACGAACUAUGGGCAACCGUGGUAAACAACAACAGUAUGUUCUUGAUGGUGUCAAAUGGUCAGGCGGACCUCUCGGGCGGAGUUUUGAGACUUCUCUUGGAUAGAUCUUUUAAACUUGACUACGUAACGCCACUUUGGCCUUUCAGGGUUGGUUUUACGUACUUAGCGGAGCGGGAGAGUAGCAGCAACAUGUACUUGGAGCCAUUUUCCCCUGGAGUCUGGUGGUCUUGUCUAGGCAUAAUGGCCAUCCUCGCUAUGGUGGAGUGGAUCACUGCUAAAACACCCAAGGAGAAAGAGGGCGCAUUGUAUACUGUACUCACUACGUGGCUGCAGCAAGAUGCUAGCGCCGUGCCCGAGGGUGCAUCAGGCCGCUGGGCUUUCACGGUGCUGUCAAUAAGCGCAAUGCUGGUGCACGCCUAUUACACGUCGGCCAUAGUGUCAGCCCUCAUGAGCACCGGCCGUGGUGGCCCCGAGACUCUGAAGGCCCUCGGAGACUCCAAAUAUGCCAUCGCCUCGGAAGACUACGAUUAUAUGCGUUAUUUGUUCUUUGAUGUAGAAACCACAUGGGAUGACCUCGAAUACUUGAAAAAGAAAAAGAAGACUUCAAAGUUCUACCAAGAGUUGGAGCGUGGCGUUGAACUGAUCCAGCAGGGUAACACCGCCUUUCACAGCGAAUACAACCAGAUAUACCCGCACUUCAAGACCUUCAGCGACGACCACAUCUGCAAACUUCAACACAUUGAUACUAUUCCUGAAAUAUUAACAUGGGUUACUACAACCAAACACGGGCAGUGGACAGAAGUCUUACGCAUAGCGGGGAGUUGGCUACACGAGACCGGUUUACGAAAACGCCUGGUCAAUCGCUUACGGAUCCCUCAGCCACCGUGCCGAGCGUCCCUUCUCGCUGAGAGGGUGAAACUAGGGGACAUUGCUCCCUUGCUCGCCUUGACUAUGCUUGGAGCCAUUCUAUCUGUCGUGCUACUGGGAAUUGAGAUUAUGUAUGCUAAGGCUAAAGGAAGGAAAUUACAAGAAGGGGACGCAAAACAUGCUUUACAAGAUAAUGAUGAUAGUUCUGAAGUCACAGAUGUUGUCUGCAAUUAUUUAGCUUAA
Helicoverpa zea (corn earworm) is the source of this 1839-nucleotide messenger RNA. RefSeq names its product ionotropic receptor 75a-like. The transcript is spliced from 11 exons. The coding region runs from base 1 to 1839 and encodes 612 amino acids. NCBI's taxonomy places the organism in Eukaryota, Metazoa, Arthropoda, Insecta, Lepidoptera, Noctuidae. The record is from RefSeq and is a predicted model, not a curated record.